Nymphaea colorata (pocket water lily) is the source of this 552-nucleotide messenger RNA. RefSeq lists its product as uncharacterized. The coding region runs from base 1 to 552 and encodes 183 amino acids. The record is from RefSeq and is a predicted model, not a curated record. Lineage: Eukaryota; Viridiplantae; Streptophyta; Magnoliopsida; Nymphaeales; Nymphaeaceae. The transcript is spliced from 2 exons.
AUGGAGGACAACGGUCCAUCGAGGGAGAAUCAGACAUGGACUGAAGCACAAAUGGACUAUUUAGUGCAGCUUCUUGUGGAGCAAUCACGCAUUAUGGGUAUGAAAUCUGGUGGAGGUUUAAAGUCUAAAGCAUAUACAACAAUUGAAAAAAGUAUGAUGGAAAGAUUCGGUCCAGAUUUCAGUAAAGACAAAAUAAAAAACAAGUUGAAGUACUCAAAACCUAACUUAACAAUCAUGAAAGAAAUUAUGAAUACAAGCGGGUUUGGGUAUGAUCCAAUCAACAAAUGUAUUGAAGUCGAUCCCCAAGUAUGGAGUGACUACAUUGAGAAAUAUCCGAAUAGGAAAAAGUACAGAGAUCCCAAGUUAUGGAGAUACUUUGACGAGUUCGCCGAGGUCUUUGGUGAUUCUCAUGCCACUGGAAAACAGUCAGACACAUUAAAUAACUUCAUAUAUGAGGAUGUUGAACGAGUACCACAUACACCUGCAUCUCAAUCCACUCCAAUGUACAUGAAUCCUGAAUCUUCACAAUCCUUUACACAAAUGCUUCAUUAA